This is a messenger RNA of Ambispora leptoticha, 249 nucleotides long. The record is from the annotation of a GenBank genome assembly. Lineage: Eukaryota; Fungi; Glomeromycota; Glomeromycetes; Archaeosporales; Ambisporaceae.
AUGAUUGUAGAUAAUGAUUCAGAUCAAUUUGUUGAUGACAAUGAAGAGAGAGCAAUAUAUACAAAUGAGAAUAUAACUACUAGAGUAGAGCAAUCUACAGGAGAUGAUGGAGAAAGAGAUAAUAAAAGAGAGAAUGUGAGUAUUGCAGAAAAUACUACCAGUAUUAAAGUUGAUGAUAGGAAAUUACAUUGUUCUCAACUUAAGAGUAUUAAUUAUGUUGCACUUUAUAUUUGCACAUAUUAUGAAUAG